AUGUCGAACCCGCAGAACUUUUUCCCUUCCCUCCGCGAUGUGGCUGAACAAACAGAUGCAGCGAAAGAUAACACUCGAGAUGUUCAGGACGCCGUGGAGAACGACGGGAAGCCAUUGGAGGAAAUAGAAUCUCUCUGCAUGAAAUGCGGGGAGCAGGGUAUCACCCGGAUGCUGCUGACUUCAAUCCCGUUCUUUCGAGAAGUCAUUGUUAUGUCAUUUAGGUGUGAUCAUUGCGGCACAGCCAACAACGAGAUUCAGACAGCAGGCCAAAUACGGCCUGAAGGUACAACAUAUACUCUGAAGGUGCUCAACUUCGGCGACCUCGACCGCCAAAUCAUCCGCUCCGAGGCGUGCACGGUUGAAAUCCCGGAAUAUGAACUCAUACUCCCUCCAUCUCGGGGCCAGCUCACAACAGUUGAGGGAUUUCUGCGGGAUAUUAUCGCUGAUCUGAGCUUGGAUCAACCAUUACGACGGAUACAAGACGAGAAUACAUAUAACAAGAUUGAAAAGCUCAUCACAAGCCUCAAGGAGACAAUCGCAUUCGAGGAGGAGGAUGAGGAUGGGGAGGGCAGUGCAUCGCAGCAGGGGAGAGAGAAGCCCGUGCCGGAAGACAAAGUUAACCCGUCGCUGACGAUCAAGCUUGACGAUCCGUCGGGGAACUCGUUCAUCGAAUUCAGCGGGAGCAUGUCCGAUCCGAAAUGGAAUUUCAAGACGUAUGAGCGGACGACGAAGCAAAACAUUGCGCUAGGUCUCUUGCCGCCGGAAGCUGACACGGAAGCGCCUAAGACAGUUUCUGGUCCCCAAGACGUGUCGACAGGAACGGAUGAAGAAGCGCCGACACUGGAGAAUGAGGAAGUGUUUGAGUUUCCUGGGAUAUGUUCGCGGUGCUACCAACCCUUAAUAACGCGGAUGAAGAAGGUUUCUAUUCCUUAUUUCAAGGAUACACUGAUCAUGUCGACAAACUGUGAGAAUUGCGGAUAUCGUGAUAAUGAGAUCAAAUCGGGUGCCGCCAUAUCAGAGCAAGGCAAGAAGAUUACGCUCAAAGUGGAGGAUCAGGAGGACCUUGCUCGCGAUAUCCUGAAGAGCGAGACUGCAGGGUUGACGAUACCUGAGAUUGACCUCGUGCUGCAACCCGGGACGCUCGGCGGUCGCUUCACCACUCUUGAGGGUAUUCUCGAUCAGGUCUAUGAAGAGCUGUCAGAGAAAGCAUUCACACGUGAAGACUCUGUUGUGUCUGGAGAAGACAGAGUAUCAUUCGAGCAGUUCCUCCAGAAGCUCAAGGAUGUUUGUGCUCGCAUUUACGUCAAGUCUGCUGCGAACCCAUUCACCCUGAUUCUAGACGAUCCGCUCGCAAACUCCUACCUGCAAAAUCUGUAUGCCCCGGAUCCUGACCCAAAUAUGACGAUUGAGACAUACGACCGGUCAUGGCAGCAAAAUGAGGAUCUUGGUCUCAACGAUAUGAAGGUCGAGGACUACGAGGAAGACGCCGAUAAGGUGGACAAGGUUGAAGGAGCUGCAGUGGAGACGAGCUAA
Coniophora puteana RWD-64-598 SS2 is the source of this 1533-nucleotide messenger RNA. RefSeq names its product zf-ZPR1-domain-containing protein. Gene Ontology annotation, molecular function: zinc ion binding. The transcript is spliced from 6 exons. Gene Ontology annotation, cellular component: nucleus; cytoplasm. The coding region runs from base 1 to 1533 and encodes 510 amino acids. The record is from RefSeq and is a predicted model, not a curated record. NCBI's taxonomy places the organism in Eukaryota, Fungi, Basidiomycota, Agaricomycetes, Boletales, Coniophoraceae.